AUGUUCCUGGUAAAGCCAUACUAUCGACAUAAAAUAGCUAGCAAUUUGUACUCUAGAUCGAUUUUACUGAAAAGUUUGCCAAAAAAUUGCUCAAAUGGUAACUUUAAUAUAAUAUGCAAAAAGCUGUUGACCACCAAAACGAAUAGAAAAACGAAAUCUAAAUAUGCAUUUUUCAAAUUUGGUAUUGCCCUAGGGUUGGGUGGAUCUAUUCUUUAUGCAGCAAAUGAUUCGUUUCGUAAUUCUACUAGGCAUGUCGCAUUAACGGCUGAUAGAGUGGGUGUUGUUGCAUUAGCUACAAUUCGCUGCUUUAAGCUUUAUAAGGAUACACUAGAAGCAGAAUAUGAUUCUCCAACCGAUAGAAGUAAGGCAUUAUCAGAAACACAUCUCAAAGCAGCACAUAUUACUUUAAAAGCGCUUGAAAAAAACGGCGGAAUUUAUAUCAAGUUGGGUCAACAUAUUACUGCUUUGACUUAUUUGCUACCUCGUGAAUGGACUGAUACUAUGAUACCUUUACAAGACAGAUGUCCACGGUCUUCAUUGGAAGAGAUUGAAAAUAUGUUUCAAUCAGAUUUGGGUGUUUCGAUGAAUGAAUUAUUUAGUGAAUUUAAUCCAGAUCCUGUUGGAGUUGCUUCGUUAGCACAGGUACAUAUUGCAACAUUAAGGAAUGGCGGAGAAAGGGUUGCAGUUAAAGUUCAACAUCCGGCCCUUGAGGAAUUCGUUCCGUUGGAUGUGUAUAUGACUCAGAGAGUAUUCAGAUUGAUGCGCAAAGUUUUUCCAGAGUAUCCGUUAACCUGGUUAGGAGAUGAAUUACAGAGUUCAAUUUAUGUAGAAUUGAACUUUGUAAAUGAGGCGGAAAACAGUGAAAGAACUGCGAAAUACUUUAAGGAUUUUCAAAAAGAGACAGCUUUACGAAUUCCGAAGAUAGUAUCUGCUAACCCAAGAAUACUAAUAAUGGAAUAUGUAGAGGGUGCAAGAUUGGAUGAUUUGGAGUAUAUGAAAAAGAACAAGAUAAACACGUCUGAUGUUUCCUCUUGUUUGUCACAUAUUUUCAAUAAUAUGAUCUUUACCCCAGAUGUGGGUUUGCAUUGCGAUCCACAUGGUGGCAAUCUUGCUAUUAGAUCUUCAAAAUCUCGUAAUGGUCACAAUUUUGAGAUCAUUUUAUAUGAUCAUGGGUUGUACAGACAAAUUCCUUUGAAAAUGAAACGUGAUUAUUCACAUUUCUGGUUAUCACUUUUAGAUAAUGAUAUCCCAAAGAUGAGAGAAUAUGCAGAGAAGAUUACAGGUAUUCAAGGAGAACAAAAGUUUCGGAUAUUCGCAUCAGCAAUAACGGGACGGGAUCCAGAAAAUGCUCUUCAUUAUGAUAUUUCUAAAGCAAGAUCUGAUGAGGAAAUCACAAAUAUGCAAUCUCAAUUGCAAGAUGAUAAUGGAGUAUUAGAAGACCUAAUGGACAUGUUGAGUAGAAUGCCCAGAGUUAUUUUGUUGAUUUUAAAAACGAAUGAUUUAACUAGACAUCUAGAUGAAGGUUUAGACAAUCCAUUGGGCCAAGAACGUACAUUCUUGAUUUUGGCGAAUUAUUGCGCUAAAUGUGUUUUCGAAGAAAAAAAAGAGAACAUCAAUAAAAACUACAAGAAAUUUUCAUUUGGAUGGGCUAUUCAAAGUAUAAAAUCUUGGUGGUUUUACCAGAGAAGACUUAGUUCAUUAUACGUUUAUGAUUGGGUAAUGUCGAUCAAUAACCUUAAACAAAAAAUAGGUCUUUAA
Molecule: messenger RNA, 1758 nt
Organism: Debaryomyces tyrocola
Lineage: Eukaryota; Fungi; Ascomycota; Pichiomycetes; Serinales; Debaryomycetaceae
Source: the annotation of a GenBank genome assembly